Messenger RNA from Acinonyx jubatus (cheetah), 3480 nucleotides. RefSeq names its product solute carrier family 45 member 3 (gene SLC45A3). The transcript is spliced from 6 exons. Gene Ontology annotation, biological process: transmembrane transport. The record is from RefSeq and is a predicted model, not a curated record. Gene Ontology annotation, cellular component: membrane. The coding region runs from base 457 to 2118 and encodes 553 amino acids. NCBI's taxonomy places the organism in Eukaryota, Metazoa, Chordata, Mammalia, Carnivora, Felidae. Gene Ontology annotation, molecular function: sucrose:proton symporter activity.
GAUUUAAAAGCCGCCGGCUGGCGCGCGUUGGGAGGAGGCGGGGGGGACGAGCUCGCACGCGCCGGCCCCGGGUGACAGCCGCACGCCUCGGCCAGGCCUGUCAUGGAGCCAGGACUCUGUUUUUCUAAAAGUGCUCAGAAAAAUGGAGCUUGAGUCAGCAGGAUGAGUCUGAAGAGGAAAAUACAGCUGUGGAUGAAUGUACAGCUGUGGACAUCCAGGCCCCAAUUAGAGACCUGAGUGAUGAGCCAUGUCUGCACCGAGGCACCCCAUGGCAGUGGGCGUCUAGCAUGGGCUGAGAAGCCGCACCUGCACGGAAGGCUGGCAGAAAUGGGCUCCUGGCUGAGUCCUAGGCAGUUGGUGGCAGCAAGGAGGAGAGGCCCGGGCAUCUGGAGCAGGGCUGAGACGGAGCAGUUCUGGAGUGUGUGAACAGGCGGAGCCCAACCUGCCUGGUCCACCAUGGCCCAGAGGCUGUGGGUGAGCCGUCUGCUGCGGCAUCGGAAAGCCCAGCUCCUGCUGGUCAACCUGCUGACCUUCGGCCUGGAGGUGUGCCUGGCCGCAGGUAUCACCUACGUGCCGCCCUUGCUGCUGGAAGUGGGGGUAGAGGAGAAGUUCAUGACCAUGGUGCUGGGCAUUGGGCCAGUGCUGGGCCUCAUCUCGGUCCCACUCCUAGGCUCAGCCAGUGACCACUGGCGCGGGCGCUAUGGUCGCCGGAGGCCCUUCAUCUGGGCCCUGUCCCUAGGCGUCCUCCUGAGCCUCUUCCUCAUCCCGAGGGCCAGCUGGCUGGCUGGGCUGCUGUGCCCGGAUACCAGGCCCCUGGAGCUGGCACUGCUGAUCCUGGGUGUGGGGCUGCUGGACUUCUGCGGCCAGGUGUGCUUCACUCCACUGGAGGCCCUGCUGUCCGACCUCUUCCGGGACCCAGACCACUGUCGCCAGGCCUUCUCCGUCUACGCCUUCAUGAUCAGCCUUGGGGGCUGCCUGGGCUACCUCCUGCCUGCAAUCGACUGGGACGCCAGUGCCCUGGCCCCCUACCUGGGCACCCAGGAGGAGUGCCUCUUUGGCUUGCUCGCUCUCAUCUUCCUCACUUGUGUGGUGGCCACGCUGUUUGUGGCCGAGGAGGCGGCGCUGGGUCCGGCUGAGCCAGCGGAAGGGCUGUUGGUCCCCUCCGUGCCGCCGCGCUGCUGCCCAUGCCACACCCGCCUGGCCUUCCGGAACCUGGGCGCCCUGUUUCCCCGGCUGCACCAGCUCUGCUGCCGUGUGCCUCGCACCCUGCGCAGACUCUUUGUGGCCGAACUGUGCAGCUGGAUGGCAUUCAUGACCUUCACGCUGUUUUACACGGACUUCGUGGGCGAGGGGCUGUACCAGGGUGUGCCCCGGGCUGAGCCAGGCACUGAGGCACGGAGACACUACGAUGAAGGGGUCCGGAUGGGCAGCCUGGGGCUGUUCCUGCAGUGUGCCAUUUCCCUGCUCUUCUCUCUGGUCAUGGACCGGCUGGUGCAGCGAUUCGGCACCCGGGCAGUCUAUUUGGCCAGCGUGGUGGCCUUCCCUGUUGCUGCCGGCACCAUGUGCCUGUCCCGCAGUGUGGCCGUGGUGACUGCCUCGGCUGCCCUCACCGGGUUCACCUUCUCCGCCCUGCAGAUCCUGCCCUACACACUAGCCUCCCUCUACCACCGCGAGAAGCAGGUUUUCCUGCCCAAGUACCGAGGAGACGCUGGAAGCAGUGCCAGUGAGGACAGCCUGAAGACCAGCUUCCCACCGGGCCCCAAGGCCGGAUCUCCCUUCCCCAACGGACACAUGGGUGCCGGAGGCGGCGGCCUCCUCCCGUCUCCACCCGUGCUCUGUGGGGCCUCUGCCUGCGAUGUCUCCAUGCGGGUGGUGGUCGGCGAGCAGCCCGAGGCCAGGGUCCUUCCGGGCCGGGGCAUCUGCCUGGACCUUGCCAUCCUGGACAGUGCCUUCCUGCUGUCCCAGGUGGCCCCGUCCCUGUUCAUGGGCUCCAUUGUUCAGCUCAGCCAGUCUGUCACUGCCUACAUGGUGUCGGCUGCAGGCCUUGGUUUGGUGGCCAUUUAUUUUGCUACACAGGUAGUAUUUGAUAAGAGCGACUUGGCCAAAUACUCGGUGUAGAGUACUUCUGACCCACUGAGGGGGGGCCUGCCUCACUGGGUCCCAGCCCUGCCUGGCCCCCCCCCCCCCCCCAGCUCUACAUCCUGUUAGCCUCCUGGGGCCAGGGUGGGGCGGGCCCUCUGGUUUCUGUUGCCGCCAAAGGGGUGUGGCUCUCUGCUGCCGCCCUGUGGCAGUGAGGUGCGUAGCCGCACAGGUAGGGGACCUGGGGCUUCUCUCUCUCCCUCCCUCCCCGGUCUUCGGGCCUGGCUGACUAUUGGUCCAAACAGGCUUCAGUCUGGACUUCUACAGGGAGGCCAGAAGAGCAGGGCAUUUCAUUAGCUCCAUGCACUGGACUGCAGGACUCUGCGGGGGGAUUACCAAGGUAGGGUUAACAGGCAGUGUCCUGGUCAAGACAUGCCCAGAGGAGGGAUCUGGGGAGCUGAGUAAACUCAACCACCUGGUCUCUCACCUCCAAGCCCCCUUAUCCCAUAGAUUCCCUCGAUGUUGCUCUUGCAUGGGAGUUUCUAGUGUGAAACUCUCCUCCACAGGAUUUGAAAAUAUGGAAGUUAUUUGUGGGGAAGAAUCAGACAGGGGGGAAGCUGCCUGCCCCAAAGCACUGCCUUUCUACUAUUUCCCCACAACUACAUUUUAUCGGGACAUGGCUUGUUGGCCCCUGUGUUGACAUCAGAGGGACACAGGCCUUUAAAUAUUUAACUUAUUUAUUUAACUAUGUAGAGGGGAAUCAGUUCCCAGCUCUGCCAUCUUGGUGUCUAAGGGGUGAGAUCUCCAGUGGGCCUAUGAGAUGGUUGGUUUAUCGGGCUGAGCAUUGCCAGAAUGUUCUCCUGGGUGAUUGGUCUGGCCCCAUACUGCCUAACCCAGGAGCUUGGAAGCUCUACUCACCCAGCUGAUAUCCCAAAUCAUGUUUCCCAAGGCUGGGGGAGCUGGGGGUACGUGGAGGGUGGGGCUCCGGGUCUCAGCAGCCUCCUUAGCCUCUCUCUUGGCCCAGCCUGUGCCCCACUCCUGACUCCUCUCUGCUUUCUCUAGGGCUGGGCUGAUGAAGGAGCUGCCCACCCCCUACCCUUCCCCACUGGCUCCACAGUCCUCUCCUUGGGGCUGUUGCAGGACCAGAAGCACAGAGUGUGGCUCCCCGAGCCUGUAUCCGUCUCAGCCCCCAGGGCGUAUCUGUGCUUGGGGAAUCUCGCACAGAAACUCAGGAGUACCCCCUGCCUGGGCUAAGGAGGUCUUAUCUCUGGGGGGGUUUAAGUGCCGUUUGCAAUAAUGUUAUGUCUUAUUUAUUUAGUGGAGUAAAUAUUUUAUACUGUAUGUGAGCAAUCAGAGUCUAAUGUUUAUGGUGAUGAAAUUAAAGGCUUCUUAUAUGUUUAA